GCACGUGUGGAAGGUAAACAAACGUGAGGGAGAAGGAGGUCCUCGCUAACUUCCAUCAUUUUUCUUCGGGAUUUAGGGUUUUAGUCUUAUUUCUCGCUUAGCUGAGGCGCUGGAACAUUGUAUAAUGGAGGUUAAAACAAAAAAUGCAGCUGAUGAAACAGCAGAAAAGAAGACUUCCGUAGCAGUGAAAAAGUCAAGUCCCCUGAAGAGAAAAGCAGAUGAUGCAACCACCACAAUGGAGGUUGAGGAGGAAGGAGAAACGAAGAAGCCCCAUUUCCCCCCAGCCAAGAAGGAGAAGCUCGUCGACUCAGAAAUGAGACGAGUCUUCAUCCCUCCAAACAGAUACACUCCCCUGAAGGACAGUUGGACAAAAAUAUAUUCACCUCUCGUAGAGCACCUGAAACUUCAAGUUCGCUUCAACUUAAAGAAUAGAAAUGUUGAACUUCGUACGGGCCCAGAAACAGAUGAUCCUAACAGCAUUCAGAAGGCAGCUGACUUUAUACAGGCAUUUGUUUAUGGUUUUGAUGUCAAUGACUGCCUGGCACUUGUGCGUUUAGAUGAUCUUUACCUUGAGACCUUUGAUAUUAAAGAUGUAAAACUGAGUCUGCAAGGUGACCAUCUCUCAAGAGCAAUUGGCAGAGUAGCAGGCAAAGGGGGCAAAACACGGUUCACAAUUGAGAACGCAACACGCACUCGUAUUAUUCUGGCCGACUCAAGGGUGCACAUCUUGGGAUCUUAUCAGAAUAUUCAGAUCGCUAGGAGAGCUAUCUGCAACCUCAUUCUUGGGAGUCCUCCUUCCAAAGUUUAUGGCAACUUGAAAGCAUUUGCAGAAAAAUCACGAGAUCGGUUUUGAGUGUGUUCUUCAUAUAGAUUAAGUGGAUGUGUGUGUGCGUGAAGAUCAUUAUAUUGUGUAUGGUAUUACAUGAAUAUUUUGUUCAUGUUUGCAUCUCUCCUUUUCACAGAGGAAACCUUACACAUAUUCCCAUGUGGUUGUUAUUGUUAAGCAUCCCAAUGUGAUAUUUCGUAAGAGAUACUUUAUAUAUACUGAAAGUAUUAAAUGUAGAAUGUUC
Messenger RNA from Penaeus chinensis, 1070 nucleotides. Its product is annotated as RNA-binding protein PNO1-like. The record is from RefSeq and is a predicted model, not a curated record. Gene Ontology annotation, molecular function: RNA binding. Bases 125 to 853 code for a protein of 242 amino acids. Gene Ontology annotation, cellular component: nucleolus. The transcript is spliced from 7 exons. NCBI's taxonomy places the organism in Eukaryota, Metazoa, Arthropoda, Malacostraca, Decapoda, Penaeidae.